AUGUCCAAGAGAGGUGCUCAGGGCCCGCAGGGUUCGAAGGAGUCCAACCUGUUUGAAUUCAAUAUGUCGGGUACUCCGGAUGAGAAGCCGCAGCGGGCUACCGCUGCUCAGCUGGCAAACAGAAAAAUCAAAGACCCAAGGAAACGAAGAACAACCACUGCUCCCACAAACGCUCCCGCCCCCUCCUUCGGUAGUCCCUUCAACUCUUCAGACUCCAACCCCGUUUCCUCCCCUGGGGCGGGUACUCAAGCCAUGUCGAACGGUUUCUCCUUCGGUCAGUCUCAGAGCUUUCCCGGAGCCGGAUCGAAUCCACCUCCGCCGACUCAAAACGGAUCCUCUCCAUUCUCCUUCGGAGCUGGCUCAGGUUCCUCAUCCUUCAAUUUCUCCACCACGGGCGGUCCACCCACGGGGGGAAACCCGUUUGCUACAAUGAAUACCGCCAACUCGACCGGUCCUAGCCAACCGCCCACCGGUGGUGGGUUCUCUUUCACAGGCAAUACUUUUAGCACCCCGUCAAGCAAUGUGCAACCACCCUCUCAGCAAGCCCCGCCUGCCGGUGGGAUCUUUGGCUCGGGCCCGCAGCAGAAUAAUGCCUCCGCUGGAUUGUUCAACUUUGGUGCGAAUGGCCCGGCCGCGAGCAAGCCCGCAUCCUCGGCUCCCGCUUCCACGGGUAGCAUUUUCGGUCAAAGCACCACGUCCACCAGCGCCCCUCCCUUUGGUCAGCAACCCUUGGCCAAAUCGCCGCCAUUUGGGAACUCCGCCGUAUUCGGCAACGACUCGAUGCAGACCUCCCCCGACGCCAAGACCAAUGGCCUCGCAGCGAAACCAUCCAUCUUCAGCGGAGGCGCUUCGACCGGGUUUGGUGCCUCCACCGACCUGGCCGGUUCGGGCUCUGUCUUUGGUGGCUCGCCGGCUAAACCCGCCCAGACCCCGUCCAAGCCCGUGGAGACCAAACCGGCUGGGACUCCUACCCCCUCCCUCUUCGGAGCGACCACACCAGGCACCACGGCCGUGGGCACGUCUUCCACCCCCGCUCCGGCUACCACUGGCGCAACCCCAUUUCAAUUCGGUAGCCCUGCGCCGGCCAGUCCCGCUGCGACCCCCUUUCAAUCCACGAAUCUCUUCGCAGGGGCACCAAAGGCUCCCGAGCAAAAGAAAGAGGACAAGCCCAGCGAGCCGCCGGCCAAGAACCUGUUCCAGUUUGCGCCGUCCACCAGUGGCCCCUCCACCACCAGCCCGUCCUUGUUCUCCAAGAGCGAGACGGCAGCGACUCCCGCGGCGCCGGCCAGCGGAUUGUUCCAGCCCCCUUCGUCAGGAAGCCUGUUUGCUCCCAAGCCCGCCGUCUCGGCCGAGCAGGACCAGUCGAAACCCGCAGAAGCCAAACCCUUCGGUAACCUGUUCGCGCCCAAGCCCGCCACGCCCAGCCAACCCGCGACGGAGCAGCAACCUCCGUCUUCGGGCAAUCCAUUCGGCAACCUGUUCGCCCCUAAGCCCAGCGACGGGGAAAAGCCAGCCACCACCCCAGCUCCGUUGUUCUCCGCACCGGCGCCCAGUGCGUCCCCGCUGAAGCCUGCGACUCCUUUCGGUCAGCCGUCUAGUCCGUUUGGCCAAUCUCAGGCACCGACUGCUGCUACUCCGUCGGAACCCAAGACCCAAGCGCCCGCCCAACCUGCUUCCACCUCGCAGACCAAUGGGACCAAGGUCUUUGUCCCGCUCUCCACGGAUUCAAGCGAGAAGGGUGCUGCAGCCUUGAAAGAGAAGCUGGGACCGUCUCGACUCCCCGAUGCACUGACACCUCAGACGGCAGAAGAAGUUGAACUACUGCAUCGUGUCCGCUUGUUGAACAAAUGCUUCCAACUUGAGGUCGCCAAGUUGAACCCCGCCGAACACGACUUCCUCAAUGUCGUGGAGUUCUACGUGCGUGUGCGUGAGACGUUCGGCGCGCCGACCGGAUCUGUGACCACCAAGCGCAAGACCCGAGAUGAUGAAAGCGAGCCGGUCGAUGGUCAGGAUUUGAAGAAGAUCAAGGCCUCUUUUGGUGGGUUUCAACCAGCUGCCGCCUCGAGCAAAGAAAACUCACCCGCAGCCACCCCUGCUUCCGCGGACACGACCACCCCGGCCAAACCUUCUGAAACAACCCCGCCUACGCCGGCCGGGGGAAAGAGGAAAUCAUCGGACGAUUCCGAGGACACUCAAGGAUCGCCACCAAAGAAAGUCAAUGGCGAGUCCAGCACGGCAAACAUCUUUGCGCAGUCCUUUUCCAAAUCAAAGUCGUCUGAUUCUCCGAGCGAGCCUGCCCAGCCGGAACCUUCCCCAUCUACGCAACCGUCGACUCCGCAGACUCCCAAGUUCAGCUUCUCCACGACGCCUGCAGCGUCGCCCUCCAAGCCACUGUUCCCUACUCCCGCGGCCGCCAGCCAACCCGCAACGGGCAACUCGCUGUUUUCCGCGUCCGCGUCUGUCUCAAAGCCCACAUUUGGUACUCCCGCGGCGAGUAGCUCCCCAGCGCCAGCACCUAAUCCGUUUACUCUGAAGCCGUCGAACGGCGAGAGUGCAGCGGGUGCCCCUGGAUCUGCCCCUGCGAUCCCCAAGUUUGGCUCUGGUGGAGUUGACUUCUUCGCCCAGUUCAAGUCACAGGCUGACAAGAACGCGGAGAAGGAGAAACAGAAACGGAAGGACGAAGAUUUCGAUUCCGACGAGGAUGACGAAGCCGAGUGGGAGCGCAAGGAUGCCGAGCAGCAACGCAAGAAGCGUGAGGAAGCCGAGGCUCGCGCCGCGAAGCGUCCCAAAUUCGUCCCCGGGAAGGGUUUCGUCUUUGAAGACGACAACACUGACGUCGCCACAAAGCCCGCGGAAGAGACGUCCUCUGGCCCUUCGGUAUUCGAGACCAAGACCGCCGCCGCCCCGGCCAAAGCCAGCAAUAUCUUUGGUCAUCUCUCUGCCACUCCAUCGGAGAUCGAAGAGCCCGAUAACGAUGGGGAUGUCACGGAGGAAGCCUCCAUCGAUGGCGACGAGAAUGGCACCACCUCGAAGGAUUCCCUCUUUGUCUCGGCUAGCGAGCGAAGCAGUCGGGAUGUCAGCGAAGCCGGCUCCAAGGGGGUAUCAGGCAGUGGUGCCGAGUUCUCUGCCAACGACAGCAGUGACGACGGUGAUCUUUCCAAGGCGCUCAAAAAGUCGAAACCGGCUGCCGCGCAGAAAAGCGAGCAACCAGGCAACCGCAGCUUGAUGGGCCGUGUCCAAGAGAGCGGCACCCCCAAGAGCCAGGGCGAAGAGGAAAAGAAGAAUCCGUUUGCGAACUUGUUUGCCGCCCCGAAGCCUCCAUCCUCCACCGGCACGCCUGCAUCAUCCACCCCCAACCCAUUUGCCCCGGUCAGCAAGCCGGCGUCUGAGCAGAGUGACGCUUCUGCGCCCAAGCCUGCUACUCCCAGUCUUUUUGGUGCCCCGGCACCCGCUGGGGGACUUUUCGGGUCUUCUGCUCCUAGCUCUGGCGGCUCCACCCCGUCUAUCUUCGCUGCAGGCCAAAGUCCUUCGAAGCCAGCUGGUGACAACACGUGGAAGAUGAACUCGCCCAUCAAGUUCGCGAGUGACUCAACGCCCAAGCCUGACUCUGGGUCAGAAACGCCCGCGAGUAACGGGUCGAAGCCCUUCUCUACUCUCUUUGGAGCCCCCGCGGCCGAGCCUUCACCAGGAAACGGCAACUCGCAGCCACAAUCUGGCUUCUCGUUCGGCAACCCCUCGCCCUCAUCAUCCUUCCUGGCCCCCUCCAGCAUCAACUCCGCCGCCGCAAGCCGGUCCACAACCCCCGGUGCAUCAGACACAGGCGCCGACUCGUCCGGCGAUACCGAAGGAGCGGAGUCUCUCCCGCAAGUCGACUUCUCCAAGGGAGGCGCCGGCGAAGAGAACGAAGACGCCCUGAUGGCGACGCGCGCGCGCGCCAUGAAGCUCACCCCCGGCACCGGGUGGGAAAGCCAAGGCGUGGGCUUCCUUCGUGUCCUGAAAGACCGCACCACAUCCCGCUGCCGUGUCCUCCUUCGCGCCGAUCCCAGCGGCAACAUCGUCCUGAACACCUCGCUGAAGAAGGAGAUCAAGUACUCCGUUAAGGGCAACAGCGUGUAUUUCAUCGUGCCUCAGGCUAGCGGUACCCUCGAACAGUGGGCUCUCCGCGUGAAGACCGAGGAAGCUCCCAAGUUGGGCUCCGUUUUGGAGGAGAAUAAGUGUUAA
This is a messenger RNA of Aspergillus campestris IBT 28561, 4221 nucleotides long. RefSeq names its product RanBP1 domain protein. The coding region runs from base 1 to 4221 and encodes 1406 amino acids. The transcript has 2 exons. Gene Ontology annotation, biological process: intracellular transport. NCBI's taxonomy places the organism in Eukaryota, Fungi, Ascomycota, Eurotiomycetes, Eurotiales, Aspergillaceae. The record is from RefSeq and is a predicted model, not a curated record. Gene Ontology annotation, cellular component: nuclear pore.